AUGGCCUCUAGAUCCUUUUGGUCAGUUGGUAUUUCACUCUUCAUCAUCAUUAUCGCAUUGUUCGGCUCAAGACUACAAUUCUUCACUCAAAGAUUAUUUGGUGUCACCAUCGCCAGGUCAAGAGCUAAUAUGACAACUUCAGCUACUGCUUUCGCUGCUUCAACUGCUACUGCUGCAACGGCUUCAUCUACAAAGACACCUGUGUUUUUCUUCAGCCAUGGUGGUCCAACUUUUAUGUAUCCAGGUAGUGGAUUCGGUGGAGAUCAAGGUGCUUAUAAUAAAGUCCAAUCUUUAGGAAAAUACAUCCAACAAACCAUUAAGCCAAAGUUCAUUAUUGUUGUCUCUGCUCAUUGGCAAUCAAAUUCAAAUGAUAGAGUGGAGAUAGGAGUUCCAAGUUCCUAUUCCAAAAAUGUUUUUUCUUCAUCAAAAGAUCUAUUAGAUCCUCAAGAAUUAGAUUUGAUUUAUGAUUUUUAUGGAUUUCCAAAACACAUGUAUGAUGAAAAAUUUCAUGCAAAAGGUAAUGUGGAACUAGCUCAAGAUAUUAAAGAAACGUUAAGCUCCCAAAAUAUUGACUCCAAAUUGACUUCAAGAGGUUUAGAUCAUGGCGUUUGGGUUCCUUUCAAAGUUGCCUUUUCAUCAAACAAUCCUAAAGAUAAAGAAUGGGAUCUUGACUGUCCACUAGUCCAAGUAUCAUUGAGUGCUUCUGAUGAUUUUGAAUUCCAUCAUAGAUUAGGUCAAGCUUUAUCAAAAUAUAGAAGUUUAGGAGGAAUUGUUAUCUGCUCAGGUAUGACUGUUCACAAUCUUCGUGAUCUUGGAAUUGCAAUGGAUCGAGGUGGUAAGCCAUUAGCGUACGUUUCCAAGUUUAAUGAUUUAUUAAGUUCAAUAAUCGCCAGUUCUAAGGGCGAAGAAAGGUUAACAAAGCUUGAAAAUGUUCAAGAAAAUGAAAGAUCAUUGUUAUAUCAUGCACAUCCUACUUUAGAGCAUUUCAUGCCAGUAGUUGUUGCAGCUGGUGCAGCAUCAGCUGAAGCUGGUCAAGAGUUGUAUAAUAAUGCAUCAUUGUCUUUAGGUUGGGGUGUUUAUCAAUUUGGUGAAUACAAUACUCAAGAAAAGUUAUAA
Molecule: messenger RNA, 1116 nt
Organism: Hansenula anomala
Lineage: Eukaryota; Fungi; Ascomycota; Saccharomycetes; Phaffomycetales; Wickerhamomycetaceae
Product: DODA-type extradiol aromatic ring-opening family dioxygenase
Exons: 2
Coding region: 1-1116 (371 amino acids)
Molecular function (GO): ferrous iron binding; oxidoreductase activity, acting on single donors with incorporation of molecular oxygen; zinc ion binding
Source: RefSeq, a predicted model, not a curated record